UGGACUCUGUCUUUGAAAGAGUUCUCUGGAAGUUGGAGGGGCGGGGCGAGCAGCGCUCUCCUGUCCUACCGGAGUCCUGCGCGGGAGUGUGAGGAAGAACUCAGCCUGUAGUCGCAGUCCCGGUGCUGUCCAGCUACUGUCCCGCUCCUGAUCAGGGGUGCACACAGGGUGCUGCCCAAAGGGUCGACAGGGCGCAGGCGCCGGCUUGGCAGAACGCACCGGCAGGAUGGUGGGGUUGGUUUUGCUCAAGGCGCUGGUCACCAGGCUGCUGUUCGUGCUGCACUCUCUGGUCGCUGUCUGGCGAGUGACCUGGGUGAAGAAAGAGCACCGUUACUGGCUGCUGGCCCUGCUCAACCUCUUGCUGGUCCUGGAGACAGUGCUCACCCUCAAGUUCAAGCGCGGCAGAGGCUACAAAUGGCUUUCUCCGGCCAUCUUUUUAUACCUGAUCAACAUCAUGCCGUCCUUGUGGCUCCUUGAAUUGCACCAUGGAAACCAGAAUUGCAGCAUCCAGGCACAGAACGUCAGCAGCGGAGGAAACAUCAAUCAAACCUCGACAUCCCAGAGACCUAUCAACGGAGUGGGAAAGAUCAUAGAUUUGACCUCGGGGCUCCUAGAUACUUUAUCCAGGGUAUGUGAUCCAGUCUGGACCCUAGGACUCCAUCAAACGCUGCUGUUAAUAUUGAUCCUUGGACGGUGGCUUCUGCCCAUUGGAGGCACUAUUACUAGAGACCAACUCUCAGAACUUCUUCUGAUGUUUGUGGGGACAGCAGCGGACAUACUGGAAUUCACCACUGAGACUCUGAAGGAAGAUAACGUUAGGACUAACCUUAUACUGAUCUGUGGCAUCCUUGCCGUAUGGACAUGGAGUAUGCUACAGUUUCCCCUGGACCUGGCAGUCCAGCUGAAACUGGUGUGCCCCUCUUCUGUGAAAGCCAGGGGCUUCCUCAGGCUCUUCCUGUGCCAGUACAGUGCAGAUCUAUGGGCCAUUGGGCUCAGCUUCUUCAUCCAAGAUGGCCCCUUCCUUGUGGUGCGCCUCGUCCUGAUGAUCUACUUCCGAGUGAUCAAUCACAUGCUGGUGUUCUUCGCCGUGAAGAAUUCCCUGGUGAUGGCGUUGCACUUCUAUCGGCUGGUGGCUUUGAUCAUGGCCACCCGUGCUUCUAUGCAAGACGGUCCAGAAAGGCUCCCAGCACAGCCCAGUGUCCAGGACCAGCCCUCUGAGAGCAGUCCCAGUGAGUGGGAGGACAUCUCCAGGGAGGCCGUGCCUUUGCAAACCUCGCCUGUCACCUCUGAGGAAUCCUACCCCAUACCUUAGGUGCUUGUUCCCCUCAUGCAGCCAGGAACUUAACUCAUUGUCUUCUUAGAGCCUGGUUCUCUUUCUACCCCCACCCCCACCCAAUGUUCACCUACAACAGCUUUUAAGGAAACAACACAAACAAAUGAUCUUGUAUUACAGGCAACUUACUCUUGAAUUUUUCAUCUGAAUAGAAGAAACUUUGAUGUGUGCCUACCGUUACAACCUCCUACCAUGGUAGCAGACAUUACCCAACUCUGAGAAACACUCGUAAGUGGUUGGUUCUCAUGGAACUGUUUGGAAGGUUGAAGACAGGGCUGACAUGGCACACCUUCCAAAGAUUUAGGGCUGACAAGUAGCAUCCCCACCAUCAACUCUCUAGCGUGACAUGGUUAUACAGAGCCUUUAACUGUGGUGGGACCAUCACACUCUCUCAUCUGGUGUUCUCUGCAUUGUCUCUCUGAUAUAUAUAUAUAUAUAAUGAGUGCAGAACAAAUGGGGGAAAUGCUUUUAAAAUAAGCCUGCUGUGAGGUGGAAGCUUGGAAUUCGAGCUGUCCAGCUUUUUCAGUGAAAAACAAAAUAGCCAUGGUAGCUUUACAGUCCCACCAAGGAAUAUCUUCCUUCUGGACCAAGGCGGUAUUCUGCCAUGGCACAUAUGUUCUUAGAGAAUAGUGACAACUUCAGGCGUGGGUGCACAAAGUUGACAGCCGGCCAUUUAGGUUCAACUACCAAGUUAGUUUGCUUUUUCUGCAUUGUCAAAGUGAAUCACAUGACCAGGUUGCAGGGAGCUCUGGCAGGCAGGGAUGGAGGAGUUUGUGGUCCUUAGUGUUGCCAUGGUUUCCGGUGGCAGCCAACAGCCACUGCAGGAGCAGCACCAGUAGAAGAGUGAGCCACAACUCCCGAGAUAUAUGGUCCCUGGUCUCAAGAACAAGGUGAUGGAUAGCGGUGCCAGCCACAUGCACAGGGCCUCCAUUGAUGCUGAACAUCACAAGGCACCCCAUCACCUCUUGGGGAUUUUGGUGGCUUUGUUUCCCGUGCCUGAAAUAGUCUUGCUCUUCCUUUACACAUCUCUAGACAUUCUUAAAUACGUGGUGAAUACUGGGCACGGCAAUCUAGCAAACAACUCUAAAACUGUACUAGAGUUCAAAGCAUCAAUCAACCCACACUAGCGUUCCCAGGAACUCUGAGUCAUUUAUUCAGGGGACUUCCUAAAUUGGACGUGACCAUUAGAUGAUCAGUUGGGACAUUUGUUUUUAAAGUAUGAAUUUCUGGUAUGGUAUAGUAUUUAUCUACCACGUUUGAUAACAUGUUUUUAUAAACAAGUUCUAUUUUGUAUACAACCACAACUGUUUUCUAGUAAUUUCUACGUCUUUGAUUUCUUGUGCUUCCCACUUUAGCAAUGUCAUGGUUGUAAACUGUGCAGGAAAGAAGCAGAAUGCCCUCGUAACUUUUCAUAAUAAUUGUAUGCAAGUUAAGAUUGUAUUAUAUCAAGUGGAGAAUGCGACAGCUUUGGAGGUAUAUUAUUUAACAUUCUUAGCAACUUGAGGACUCGAGGAGAUGUCUCAAGGUUAAGAGCAGGUAUUGCUCUUGCAGAGGACUGGGAUUCAUCCUAACACCCACAACCCAGGGCUUGCAAUGUCCUCUUCUGGUCUCUGUGGGCACUGACUAUGCUCAUGCACACACACACACACACACACACA
This is a messenger RNA of Arvicola amphibius (Eurasian water vole), 2991 nucleotides long. It is a transcript of the gene Tmem26, whose product is annotated as transmembrane protein 26. The transcript has 6 exons. Lineage: Eukaryota; Metazoa; Chordata; Mammalia; Rodentia; Cricetidae. The record is from RefSeq and is a predicted model, not a curated record. Bases 227 to 1312 code for a protein of 361 amino acids.